UUUCUUAGGGACGGAGUAGGUAGCCAGCUUUCAUGCAUCUUUUUACUCAAAGGCUACAAUAACAAUGGCGCGAGUUGUCAGUUGAUGACCAUCCGUUUUAUUUCUGUUGUGGUUUCAGUUUCUGUACAUUAUAUUUUCUUCGUCAAUAUUUCUGAUUUGGGUGUGAUAGAAUGUAACAUGAAGCCAUGAUUGUGUGACUUAUCAAUGUGCGAACGUUUGGGUCUCGGCAGUCUAUAGCAGAAAUACUGUACGUUCUGUAAAAUACCUCCGAGUCUUCGCAAGGGAUGAAAUUUUUCUAUCCGGCUGAUGAUGGAUUGGCUUCUGCAAUUCGCCCAGCCAUCUAAAACUCGAGAUUCGUGGACGGAGCAACCACACUCAACUCCCCUCGUGGACGGAGACGACCGUCCCCUCACCGUCCGCGAUGUGGGCGACCUCCUGCGCGGGCAGUACGCCAUCAUCACAGGCGGCAAGUCCCGAGACGGGUGCCCCAUCAUCACACUGCCUGACAAGGGCAAUUUCUGCGACCUGAGUGAGGAGGACCACGCCAAACUCAUGACCUACCUAACCUCCGUGCCGCCGCUGCAAGACGGUGACUUGGGUUUCGUUCUCAUCAUUGACCGCCGUAACGAUAAAUGGACCUCGGUCAAAACGGCUUUCGUCAGGAUAGCCAACUUCUUCCCUGGGCUGAUCUCCGCGGUGUACGUGCUGAGGCCGACCAGCUUCUUGCAGAAGGCCAUCUCUGAAGUGUCCUGUAAAGUUUUCAAGGAUGAGUUCAAGUUCAAGGUGGUGGUGUGUGCCGGUGACUCUGAGCUACACGAGCACGUAGACAGGGAUCAGCUGACGGAGGACCUGGGAGGCACUGCGUCCUACUGCCACGACGCUUGGCUCGAACAGAGGAUUGCGCUGGAAAGGUUCAGCGCGAGCACCCAUGAGAUCGGAACCGCCCUAAGAGGCUUCACUCAACGCCUUCAGGAGGUCGAGCUCCCCAGUGACGUGGCCCAGGCGCAGGAACAGCUUGCCAUUCAGGCCGCGGAGUACGCUGUUCUUAAAGACGACCUCCUGUCCGCCACCCGACACGGCGAGUCUCUUCUCGCAUGCAUCAGAAAAUCCAACGCGAAUGCGAACGCCCAAUCCUGCUCAGACGGAAGAGAACCAGCCAACCCCGAUACUUCCAAGUCCUCUGCCCUGAAGAGCAGCCCUGCCAUCAAAGACCGUGGUCUGUCUAAACCAGACCAACAUAUGAAUGGUCAUGGGACAGAUAUAGCCGUAGGGUCUGGCUACUCAACCGUAGACCAGUUGACGUACGUCUCGGCCGUCCAGAGGCUGCUGGUGCAGCUCGACGAGACCGAGGCGACGUUCGACGAGUUCUGGCAGCAGCAGCACGCGAGGUUGACGCAAUGCCUGCAGCUACAACGCUUCGAAGCACAGUUCAAAGAUAUCCUUUGUGAGCUGAAGUGUCGCCUUCAGGAGGCUGAAGCCUUGCCCUCAGUGGCCUCGACUACCCAGCAGGCACAAGACCGUCUCGACAACACGCACAGGUUCAACGACUCCGUCAGGAACGUGCUACAGCGUGCCGCGGAUGUACGAAGUUCGGGGCAGCACCUGAUAGCGUGCCAGCACUACGCCGUGGACAGCAUCAACCCCAAGUGCGGAGAGCUGGCGAAACGCAAGCAGGAGCUCGAAGACCUCGUAGCUCUUAAAUGCAAGACCCUUGAGCGCUGCUUCGCUCUGCACCAGGCCGCAGAUAGAGCGAGCGCUUGGUGCUCGGAGGGCGCGGAGCUGCUGGCGGCGACGCAGCUGGAGAGGUGCUCAGGCCUGGAGGCAGCAGCGCACAGCCUGCGUCGCCUCGACAAGCUUUGCGCAGUGGCUCCUCACGCUCAUCUUGCCAGGACCACCGACCUCUUCAGUGAAUACGAGGACGUCAUCCUGCCUGAUACCAGGGUGAUCCUGCAGCAGAUCGUCAAAAGCGUGGAGGAUGUGACGUUGCUGUGUGAACAACGCAAGUCGGCGCUGAAGAAGCUGUCAGUGCAGUUGUCACGACCUCCUCCAGUGGCUUCUGCAGGAGGAGUCUCGGUAUCUCCUGACCAUGGCAGGAGCAUCCACUUCCAGACCCACCAGAAGCCCUUAAUGAGGAACGGCAGCGAAGGAAGCCUCAUGCACAACGGCGCCCAUCCUGGUGUCAUGGCAGACACACUCAGCCUCGGAGGAAGGCUGAGCGACGACAGCUCCCCGUGUGUGAUGGAAGGCAACGGUGCAGGCAAGGGCAAGAGGAGUCUUGUCUUAAAAGAGCUUCUUGACACCGAGAAAAUUUACGUUUCUGAGCUGUGUUCUGUCCUCAGGGGCUACAAGGAUGACAUGAUGAACCCUGACAUGCAGCACCUGAUCCCCAUCCAGCUGUACGGCAGGAGCGACAUCCUCUUCGGGAACCUGGAACAAAUCUACCUCUUCCAUAACGACGUCUUCCUUAGAGACCUAGAGAACUGCAUCGACACGCCCGAGUUGAUCGGGCUCUGCUUUGUACAAAGAAAGGAAUCAUUCCACCACCUGUACUCACUGUACUGCCAAAACAAACCAGCCAGUGAAGACCUCAGGCGGCAGGUGGGGGACAACAACCUCUUCUUCUCUGAGUGCCAGAGAAGACUUCAGCACAAACUACCACUCGGCGCAUACCUCCUCAAACCUGUUCAGAGAAUCACCAAAUACCAGUUACUGCUUAAGGACCUCCUGCAGUGUGUGGAGGGAAAUGAUGGGCGCGACGCACUACAGGAAGGCGUGGACACGAUGCUGGCAGUUCUCAAGUGCCUCAAUGACUCUAUGCAUCAAGUUGCAAUCACUGCUUUCCCGGGUAGCCUGACUGAGCUGGGCAAGCUGCUGAUGCAAGGGCCCUUCAGCGUGUGGGUUGAGAACAAGCGCGUGCUCAGGGAGCUCAGGAUCAAGCCGGCCCAGCGUCACCUCUUCCUGUACGAAAAGGCGCUGCUCUUCACCAAGAAGACCGGCAAAGAUAACGACAAAGCCAGCUAUCAGUUCAAAUGCGCCCUCAAGAUGUCGCAAGUGGGGCUCACUGAGAGCGUACGGGGCAACAAGGGGGACAUGCGUAAGUUCGAAGUGUGGCUGCAGGGCCGCCAGGAAGUCUACACAAUACUCGCCCCUUCUCUCGAUGUCAAGGAUCUUUGGGUUAAGGAAAUCAAAAGGGUUUUGCUGGAGCAAUUCGAGUAUCUUAAAGGCGAGAACAUCAAACAAUAUUCGGCCAGGAUGCACAAGGGCUCGAGCCUCAACGGCGUUAGGCCUCCUCAGUCCCCGACUGCGCAGCACAGGGCGCUCCGGCAAACGGCGUCUUGGGAAGUAAGCGUCCUGAGCAACGGUGCCGCCCUCCCCUCCAGCAACAGCAACCUCGACGCGGGCGUUGGUCUUGGACCCAUGAUGUCCAUGACGGGCGUGAAGACCGGGCGCGCGGGCAGCAGGACGUCGCUGGUGAGCGGCCUGGACGUGACGGAGGAGAGGCUGACGCAGGACGAGGACGACCACAACUGGUCCUCUGAGUACUCGGCCUCCGAGGAGGAGGACGACCAUGAGAUCUUCUCGGGAGGACAUGAGAUGUCGUCGAAGUUCUUGGUGCUCGCUGACUACACCGCCAUGGGGCCGUCGGAAGUCAGUUUACGAGAAGGCGACCUUGUCGAACUUGUCAAGGUGGGUUGUGCUGGCUGGUGGUACGUGAGGGUCUGCUCUGUGCUCUACGAAGGCUGGGCUCCAGCAGCCUACCUGGAGCGCGUCCUCAAGAAGGCCAAGGGAUCGACGCCUUCAGUGAGCAGUCAAGAGUCUUCCAGCGGCCUUCACCACGCCACCUCCAGGACGUCAGUGGCGUCGCUGAGCAGCAAGUCUGAGGACGCUGCGUGUGAGAAGUGGACGGCGUGACUGACGUCCGGCGCCCAGAUCCUACUUGGGGACUGAGGAUUUCUGGGUCUCUUUACUGCCCGCCUGGGCCACUACGCUUCUGUGAUCCAGAAAUCAAUACUUCACUGAUCGUCUGGGCCAUUUCGUCAUGAUUAACACUUUUGAAUCUUUUGCAUGAAUUUUCGACGCUUAAUAUUUGAUCAAUUAAUAAUUAUUCUCUACUUUUGCUCUAACCUGCCGAAAUAAUUCAUCUUGACUGGCAGAAAUUAUUGCACCGAACUCGCUGAGUGUGCAGUCUUUGGAUCAGCAAUCUAGAAAACUCCAAUUAAUAUUUCAUUUAAAUUACGUCCAUAAUGAUCUUAUCAUCUUCAUUACUAUUUGAAUUUUUUUGUCAUCGCAAUUCAAGAUCACCUGUCUGAGCGAUCCUGAACUCACUGUCCGAAUUCUCAUUUAAGUCAUUUCCACUCAACUCAUUGAAAGCCAGUCAGUCUCACAAAGAUCAAAGGUCAUUCAUGUUGCUAGUAAAUACAUUCCCUGGCUAUGUAUUCACUGCAAACCGGAUUUAGAUUUUGUAGGAUCAUCUUUGUAAUUUUAUGUCCCUGUUUUUUUGCAUCAUACACCACGCUUUCUAAUAACUUUCUCGUAUCUUGGGUGUUACAUUCGCACAAUCUUCAUCCGAAAUCAACUAGAAAAAUCUAGUCUUCACAGGUUUGACUCACCAGCUCAGCGAGCUGUUAACGUUUAACUUGAAUCACAAUAUAUUUUUAUCGUAUUUCGCAGUUUCAUAAGACAUGUUUAUCUGCGAUAUUCAUUUUUGCAUUUUCUGCUUGAACUUUCACGACUUCAUCUCUUGAAAGUUGACUGUGAAUAUUUAAAAGAAACAUGAAUGGAACCUAUGUCACUGUAUCAGAAUGCGAAAGUUUAAUAUUUUACACGAGUUGUUUUAGAACUAUUUUUUACGAGUCAGAUAUUUCUAAGUUUUUUUUUUCUGCUCAAGAAGUGGAAAAUUUCCAACGUAAAUAUUUACUCAAGCGUUUGAUGAUCGUUUAGCGCAGUUUGGUUUAAGGAAAACAUUUAAGUAGCAUUAGUAUUUAAAAGAAGGCUAUUUCUUCUGUUUUUCAUGAAAGAUAUUCGAGCUUAUUUUUUCAGGUAUUUGCUUCAAUGUCUUUGCUCCAUAGCAAAUUGAUCAAAACUGAAUCACAAUGAGACGUUAAUUGUAUUGAUGAAAUCGUACAUUCUCAAGAUUGGGAGGAGUAAUGUUUUGCCACUCAAACUCACAGACCGUUUACAAGUGACUGCAGAUCUGUAACCCGUUUCUCUACUCAUUUUACUACGUGAAAAAUGUUUAGAUUGACUAUUUUACUCUCUACUACGUUUCUGCUCAUUUUCUUGCGUUCAUGAUUAACUUCUAGGCGUUGUUUGCUCACCGAAACACUAACCUAACUUCGUUGCCAAUUAUCUGCUCAAUUUUUCUCUUAACAAUUGCGAAUUUUUUUCACGCGCAAUCUUAGAGUCUUUUCUGACUAACUGAAUCUAAAAAGUAGCUAGGAUAUUCUCUUAACUGAUUAUAAAUAUCGUUGAUGUGAAAAUAAUCAGCGUUCUGAGCGGUCCCAAACCCUCAACUUGCCCGCGUACCGCACUAACCAUGAGGUAAAAUCUUGACCGUUAGACCAUAGUCGGACGCGACCGUUAGGAUGACUCGUAGGCAACCAAUGGCCUAGGGUUGAAGAAUAUGCUGUUUGUAAAGCUGGUAGAAAUGUGGCAUCUGCUGCAUGGUUUUGUUGCGUGAAUAAGCAUUCGGGAAAGCAUUCCGUCUCUUGGGCAACCUACGAAAUAAUUCCCGUUAAGCGUUAUCUAAAAUCUGUGACUUUAGUUGGAGUUACAUAAUGAUGCGUUGAACUCCACAAGAGUUUUGCUUUAGAGGAACUGUACUCGCCCAACGUGUAAUCUACGUGUCUUUGCCGAGUUUCACGACCAUAUUACUGCCAAAGAGAAUACAUUAGGUUCUCUCACUACGGAUUUAUUAGUUUUAAAACAUGUUACUGUUCAUGAUUGCUGUGCAUUGCGGGACACUCCAAUCGCUAGGGCUGUGAUUUUGGUAGGUUAAUAUUGCAUUGUUUAAUCCAUUGAAUCAUUCCUCGGAAUACCAUUUCUAAUACUAAGAUUAUAAUUAUUAGUCUUUAUCUUUAUUUCCGCCUUAAAGUUUAAUAUCAGUGAUGUAAGUAUAAAUUGUAUAUUUCUGUUUAUUAUCGUAAAAUUUUGGUCUGAAAAUUAUUUAUUAUUCGAUGUUAGACCAGAUUUUAGCAAAAAGUUUCACAAAACUCCGAAGCACAUUUUGAACCUGAAAUUUAGCAUGAAACUUAGAGAAACUUGGUAGCAGAUGUUAGAUAUGCCGGAAACUUCGUUCCUUCGAAAAGCGUGUUAACUUGCAAUCUCCAUUUUUUAAGAAUUGCCGUACUUGUCACAAGAAAAAUUUGUACAUUCUUUGGAGUUUUUGACACUCUGAGUUCAGUUCUUUAUUCAAAUUCUAGCUAUGAUUUACCAAACUACUAUAAAUGUAAUAGCUGAUUUUUAUUUCGUCUCAUUCUUUGUGUUCUCAUUUUUUACGUUUAAAAUUAGAAGACUGGAAGAAUUGCUUCUAGUUAUAGCCACAAGACAAUAACCAUGUUGAAACUAUGAUUUUAAACGUCCUAGAGAUAAAUUUGCCCCUAACUUUUUUUAAGAUAAAACUUGCUGUUUCAUAUUAUUCAAUCCAAUAGAUUGAAGGAAUUGAUUGAGUAAAGUUAAAUGAUUCCCAUGGCAUAUAGGAAAUGGGCAAUGGAACUUUUAAUACUUUACUAGGAUACGCCCGCUGGUGUGCAAAUGAGUCUAUCGUCACACCGAGGUUUUGAUUUAGUGUAACCGACAAGUAUGUUUCCGUUUCAAUAAAUAAGUUUUUACUACUCGAUAUUUUAGAAUAUAGCGCUGUAAAUAUUAAUGAAUAAUAUAUACUGGUAUAUAAAGUAUAUUAACGUUAUCAUACAACGGCCAGAACAAAAUUAGGCUUAAACGAUAAGACUUUGCUGUUGCUCAGUCAUGUGGGGCAGCUAGGUGGUGUCAUUGUCACCCAUUGUCUGGGUGGUGUCAUUACGGUGUAUUGCUACUCCUGGAUCACAUAAUACGAUGCUAAUACAUUGAUAAAUUUACCCUCUUAUUGUUAUUGAAAAAAAAUCUAGAAGUUUAGCAGAGAUAUCAUACGACAAGCACGUGUUGAGUUUCGUGCCUACCGCGGAUUCAAGAUUUAACCAAGAUGAAUCCUAAAUGUCAUCCGGGGUUCUGGACAGGCUCUUUUCGCUCCGUUUUUAGUAAUUUUCUCAGUAAUUAAAACUUUUAAUAUGUACUGAAUAAUUCUGCAUGUUCACUACACAGUUCCAAUCAAUCUGAUAUACUCAGAUAGGUGUUUCAAAAAACUUUAUGAAAGUCAAUAAUGUUAGAGAGUAAUUCCUUGUCUAGUCUAUAACAAUUAAUAUGAAAUCAUAUAGCAACCAUUUCUUGUUAAUUUCAUGUCUUGUUGCCCUUCAACCGAGUUUUAGGAUCGAUUGCAGUACAUGAUAUCAGUAGAGUCAAUCAUCUACGUUAUACGAGUAUAAGCAUAUUGUUUCUCAUGAAUUUUGCUAUUUCAUGAAUUGAAUAACCAAGUCUGACAAUGUAGGCAAUGAAUUUUAUACUACAUGUGCAUUCCUCGCAUGUCUGCAUGUUACCGAGCCCAUGUGAACAUAACCGAAGAAUUUUUUAGAGUAGCGACGAUUUUAUAGGCACGAAUGGUGACGGUAAGAGCAGGGAGGCUGCGCUGUUCGUUAGCACAAAUCAAGGGAACUUCCAAUUAACGAUAAAGUUUACAGUUAGAUUUUCACUUCAAAUAGUUGCUUUUUGUACGUACGCCUACGUAGUUUCCCAUUGCAAUCAGUGGCAGAAUUUUGAUCAUCAAUUUUCCUGAUCAGCCUGACAAUAGACGUAGAUAUCUGC
Molecule: messenger RNA, 7896 nt
Organism: Hyalella azteca
Lineage: Eukaryota; Metazoa; Arthropoda; Malacostraca; Amphipoda; Hyalellidae
Product: guanine nucleotide exchange factor DBS
Exons: 23
Coding region: 307-3912 (1201 amino acids)
Cellular component (GO): cytoplasm
Molecular function (GO): guanyl-nucleotide exchange factor activity; protein binding
Source: RefSeq, a predicted model, not a curated record